Ostrinia furnacalis (Asian corn borer) is the source of this 5581-nucleotide messenger RNA. It is a transcript of the gene sli, whose product is annotated as slit guidance ligand. The record is from RefSeq and is a predicted model, not a curated record. Gene Ontology annotation, cellular component: plasma membrane. The transcript has 38 exons. Gene Ontology annotation, molecular function: calcium ion binding; protein binding. Bases 1 to 4404 code for a protein of 1467 amino acids. Lineage: Eukaryota; Metazoa; Arthropoda; Insecta; Lepidoptera; Crambidae.
AUGUGUGAUAAUGCAUUUUGCAGGAGCAAAAUUGGAUUGCCAGACCUGCAAGGGAACAACAUCACCAUCAUUUUCCAGAGCGACUUCCAGAACAUGAAAGAUUUGAAGAUAUUACAACUAUCGGAGAACCAAAUCCAUACCAUCGAACGAGACGCCUUUUUGGAGCUCAACGGCUUGGAGAGACUGAAACUGAACAAUAACCGACUGACUCAGUUAGCCGACGGUCUGUUUUUGAGGUUGAGACACCUACAGCGGCUAGACCUAAGCAGGAACGAGCUGACCGCAAUAAGCCGGCGCACCUUCCGUGGGCUGACGGCGCUGAAGAGCCUCCAUCUUGAUGGGAACCAGCUCAAGUGUGUGGAUGAGAAGGCGCUGGAGCAUCUGAAGAGCCUUGAAGUGCUCACUCUCAAUAACAACAACCUGACGUACCUCGCCUUGGAGCCGGCUGCCAUCACCAGGCUUCACACCCUGAGGCUCACGGAUAACCCGGUGGUCUGUGACUGCAGAGUGGCGAGACUGUCUACUGCUGUGAGGGCCGCUGGGAUUCCGGGAGUCGGUGCCAGGUGUCAAGCUCCAGCAGCGCUGAAAGGUGCCCUGCUCACUGACUUGGAAGCACACGAGCUGGUCUGCAGUGGCCCAACCAACGCUAUAUCCUCGGGCGAGUGCUCUGCAGAGCCUCGCUGUCCGCCGCCUUGCCGCUGUUCCUUGGACGGCACCGUGGACUGCAGAGAGAAGCUGCUAUCAGAACUGCCUACCACCAUCCCCCAUAGAGCCACUGAGAUCCGCCUCGAACAGAACGAGAUAACAGAAGUGGGGACAGGAGCGUUCGCAGCUGUAAAGAGAGUUACACGUAUAGAUCUUUCAAAUAAUAAGAUCACGAAGCUUGCUGCCGACGCGUUUACUGGGUUAACUCAUCUGAGCUCUUUGGUCCUGUAUGGAAAUAAGAUCAAAGAACUUCCAUCUGGAAUAUUCCACGGCUUGGCGUCUCUUCAACUACUAUUGCUGAAUUCAAACGAAAUAACGUGCGUCAGGAAAGACACGUUUAGAGAUUUGCAGAAUCUGAAAUUAUUAUCUCUCUACGACAAUAACAUCAGGUCUCUAUCAAAUGGUACUUUUGAUGCCUUGACUGGGAUACAAACGCUCCAUCUAGGCCGCAACCCGUUCUCCUGCGACUGUUCUCUCCGCUGGUUAGCAGCGUACUUGCGAAAGAACCCGAUUGAGACGUCGGGCGCCAAGUGCGACGCGCCGAAGCGGAUGAGUAGGAAACGUAUCGACGCGCUGAGGGAAGAGAACUUCAAGUGCAAACCGGGCGAGGAGACAGCCAACGCGUGUGGCGUGUCGGGCGCGUGCCCGGCGGCGUGCGCGUGCGAGUACGGCGCGCGCUCCGUCAGCGUCACGUGCGCGCGCGCGUCGCUUAGCGAAGUGCCUAAGGACCUGCCGCUCAACACUGAUGCCCUAUUGAUGUCUGACAACGCCUUAGGGCAGAUCAAGUCGGACGGCCUGUUCGGCAGGCUGCCGGACCUCACUAAACUAGACUUCAGGAAUAACGGAAUAACGGUAAUCGAAGACAACGCGUUCGACGGCGCUGCCAACAUACAGGAACUGCUGCUUGAUGGCAACCUGCUGCAGACUGUCACUGACAAGAUGUUCUUCGGGCUGCACAGCUUGACAGUGCUAUCAUUGGGAGAAAACAAAAUCAAAUGCAUCACACCGGGGGCUUUCGAUCAUCUGACCAUGCUGUCUACUCUGAACCUAGAGCACAACCCAUUGGAGUGUACUUGUCACAUCUCCUGGCUGUCGACCUGGCUGCGGUCACGUCGCCUGGCCCCGACAGCCACCUGCGGAGCGCCGUCAACACUAAGAGACGCUAAUUUACAUCAUUUGGAAUUGAGCGACUUCAAGUGCUCGCCCGAAGACAAGGGCUGCCUCGCGCCAGACUACUGUCCGUCAGCUUGCGUUUGCACCGGCACCGUCGUCCGCUGCUCGCGAGCUCAGCUCACAGCCCUGCCAGCUAAUAUACCGAGACAGACCACCGAGCUGUACCUAGAAUCCAACAAAAUCACAACAAUCACCUCGGACCAGAUCCGUCACCUGUCGCAGCUCACGCGCCUUGAUCUAUCAAACAACCAGAUCAGUGUGCUCGCAAACGACACCUUUGAAGGGUUGACUAAACUGGCUACCCUCAUCGUGAGCUAUAACCAGCUGAGAUGCGUGCAGCGCGACGCCCUGCGAGGCUUGACACAGCUCCGCGUGCUAUCUCUUCAUGGAAACAACAUUUCCACGCUGGCUGACGGAGUGUUCAGGGACUUGGAAUCCAUCUCACACGUAGCGCUGGGUUCGAACCCACUCUACUGCGACUGCGGCGCUCGCUGGCUCUCAGAAUGGGUCAAGACAGCAGGCGAAUACGUCGAGCCAGGCAUCGCGCGUUGCGCCGGCCCGCCACCGAUGAGAGACAAGCUGGUGCUUAGUACGCAGACGUCUGCUUUCGUGUGCAAGGGCAAGCCGCCUUCCGAAGUGGUGUCCAAAUGCGACCGCUGCCACAACAACCCGUGCCGCAAUGGCGGCGCCUGCUCCGCUACCAGCAGCGGCGGCUUCGAGUGUGCUUGUGCUCGGGGCUUCCACGGCGACGCCUGCCAGCACGAGAUAGAUGCGUGCUACGGGGCCCCGUGCGCUCAUGGACAGUGCCAGUUGUUGGAAGAAGGACGGUUUCAUUGCUCCUGCCAGCCAGGCUACACAGGCGUGCGUUGCGAAGCGAACAUCGACGACUGCGCGGCGCAUCGCUGCCAGAACAACGCGACUUGUGUGGACAGACUGGAGGGAUACUCUUGUAAAUGCGCGCCGGGGUAUAUGGGCGAAUUCUGCGAGAAGAAGAUACCCUUCUGCACAGCAGAGUUCAACCCGUGCGCCAACGGAGCGGUGUGCAGCGACCACACCAGCCACUACACCUGCGCGUGCCCCAAGGGCUACUCCGGACAGAACUGCACGGUCAAUGCCGACGACUGCAUCAACCACAUGUGCCAGAACGGUGCGACCUGCGUAGACGGCCUCGACGAGUACAAGUGCGCGUGCGCCGCAGGCUACGCCGGCCGGUACUGCGAGGCUGCGCCACACGCCGCGCUCGGGACUUCGCCCUGCGCCCACCACGACUGUUUACACGGCGUGUGUUACCUGCCCCGGCCACAGCAGGACGACAUGCUAAUGGACCGGCCUUCACUCGCCGGCGACUACUUGUGCAAGUGCGCGCCAGGUUACUCAGGCCGCUUCUGCGAGUACCUGACGUCGCUGACGUUCAGCCACAACGACUCGUGGGUGGAGUUAGAACCGCUGCGCACUAUGCCGCAAGCCAACGUCACUUUGGUGUUCAGUACGACCCAAAAGCACGGCGUACUAAUGUACUUCGGCGACAACGAGCAUUUAGGAGUGGAACUGUUCAAUGGCCGCCUGCGCGUCAGCUACGAUGUGGGAAACCAUCCUACUUCUACUAUGUACAGUUUCGAGAUGGUGUCGGACGGCAACUACCAUAAAGCCGAGCUGCUGGCCGUCAAGAAGAACUUCACGCUGCGGGUGGACGACGGGCCCGCCCGCUCCAUCAUCAAUGAAGGCAGUAAGGAGUACCUUCGUCUAGAAAACGCCAUGUAUCUGGGCGGGCUGCCCGACGACGCUGCGAAGGUCGCCUUCGGACGCUGGCACUUGAGAAACGUCACCAGCUUCAAAGGCUGCCUAAAAGAAGCGUGGAUCAACCACAAGCGCGUGGACUUCAGCAACGCGGUCCGCAUGCAGCGGCCGGCGGCCGGCUGCGGCGACGACGAGCCGCCCGCUCCACAACCCGCGCCGUCUGUGCAAGAUGACGGACAGAGGCAUAGCCAGGACCCGUGCGUCCCGAAUCCCUGUGCGCGUGGCGGCCGCUGCGUGCGAGAAGAAGGCUCGCCGUCCGACUACACGUGCCGCUGCCGCGCUGGGACCGCGGGCCCGCAGUGCGAGCUUAGGGCUUCUAUUGGAGGCGCCCCCGUGAUCACGCAAAGCAAGCUGCCGGUCAGGAAGCCGCAGUCCUCAAUCAUCAGCAACGUGCAGGCUUCACCAGCGGCGCCAGCGCACAAACAGCAGUUGCCAGCCGAGCACGCUCCUUCGCCUUCAACGCCAGCUAGCGGAGGAUGUAGAAAGGAGGCGACGCGCGAGUUCAUAUCGGAAGGCAAGUGCCGCAGCCGGCGCGCGGUGCGUGGCGCGCGCUGCGCGAGCGCGAAAGGAGCGUGCGCGCGCGCGCACUGCUGCGCGCCCAGGAAGACUAAGAAGAGGAAGAUCCGGCUAGUGUGCGCAGACGGCACGCGGUACACCAAAGAGAUAGAGAUAGUGCGCAAGUGCGCGUGCGGCAAGAAGUGCCCCAGAAGCUCGCCCUUCCUGCUCUAGGAUACUGACUACCCCCAUGGAACCCCAUACAGCUCAGAACCCCACACUCCUCCAUGGAAUCCCAUACACAACUGACACCAUAAAAAUCGCAUCCGAAACGGUUCACCCGUUUGAGUGCUACGGUGUCGCCACCUAUAUACCUCCAUAGAUAUUAAAAAAAACUCAUCAAAAUCAGUUUAGCCGUUUAAGAGCUACGGUGCCACAUACAUAAACACACAUAGCGAUCUUAAUAACACCACUCUUUAGCGUAGUGGUGAAAAUAGGUGAUCAUAAUAAACUUCCAUGGAACUCUAUACAUCACAGACAUCAUUUAAAAAAAACUGCAUCCACAUCGGUUCAUCCGUUUAAGAGCUAUGGUGCAACACGCUUCUUUUAACGUUCUGUGAAUAUAUCCAUGUAUCUGAUUUUGAGAUAUGUUUCAACACUUUUUUAGGAAUGGCAAAAUGAUUACUUCUAAAUGCCACCUUGCCAUUAUUUUUAGUAGAAAAUCAUAUCACCAUGCAUUAUUUUAAUGAUCUAAUAAUGAUGUUUACAAGUGGCCAUAUUAUAAUGUUUAAUUUAGUCAUUAUUACAAGUUAUAAUCCAUAAUCUUCUAUGUUUCAAAAUCUAAAACCCUACUCAUGUAUUGCCAUACUUCAAAAUCUCUUCAAAAACUACCAAAAUGGUAGUUUCCCACAAAACAGGGCCUGAACCAACGAGUUGCCAUAGACAAUAAUUUUGACCCUUUAUCUCUGCUUUUGGACAGUUUUAAAUUUACACUUAAGCUAAGAAUAUUGUAGAAGACCAUAAUUUUAACGAAUUUACUGUACGAAAAAUAAGUAAUACAAAAUGUAGUCGUGGCCUAAGUAACAUAGAUGUUUUAACACUUUUCUAAAGCUGAUAUAAAACCUUCAGUUCUUUAAAACACUGAUUUUAUAUUGAAGUAAUUUUUAGUCAAAAACGUCUGAUUUUAAAAUACUUAUAUUUUAUGCAACCUACUUACAAAGUCCAGCAUUUUAUUAACAUUUUGUAUGAAACCUAGCACCUACGGAAUAUUUAGUCCUAAAAUAUACCUUUUAGUAUAAAUUUGUAUACUUAAAACUUUCAUACUCAGAUAUUUAAGAACAAAAAGUAUUGCAUUUAUUGUUUUUUUCUAAGACGCUAUUUAAAAUAAACCUUUUUUGUUUUAUUACAAAAA